CCCAAGAAACCCCACCAUGGAACCAUCCCACCGUGGAUCGACCUUGAACCACGGGCUGAGUAUUCAAAGAGGUGACACAUCCCACGCCUUGUUUGUUCGGGGGACCUUUUUCUUCUUCAAUCUCGACUCAAAACUUUACCCAACUUUUUCUGACCGCGAAGAAGCUUUAUUAGCCCAUGUUACAAAGCUUGUUCCCUGUUGCCGCCACCUUUUGAGUCAAUAUCUUUUUUCUUGAUUCCGCCAGUUGAAAAGGAAAACUGCCACAAUGACAACCCCAAAACCAAUCUCACAGUCUUCGUUGGCUAGACCUGCCGUGUCCAACAGCCUCAGUGUUUCCCCUACCGCUACUUUCCACUCACCACCCGCGUCGAGCAGCUUCAUGGCCAGCCUUGCGUUGCGCGCUGCUGCUAAGCAGCUCAAGCCGUUCAGCACGGAGGACAUCAAGAUUCUGCUGCUGGAGAAUGUGAACCAGACUGGGAGGGAUAUUCUGUCUGGUCAGGGGUACCAGGUUGAGUUUCACAAGGCUUCGUUGCCAGAGGAUCAGUUGAUUGAGAAGAUUAGAGAUGUCCACGUCAUUGGCAUCCGCUCAAAGACAAAGUUGACGGCCAAGGUGCUCCAGGAGGCCAAGAACCUUCUCGUCAUCGGCUGCUUCUGCAUCGGCACUAACCAGGUUGAUCUGGAUUAUGCUGCCAAGCAGGGUAUCGCUGUUUUCAACUCUCCCUUUGCCAACUCGCGCAGUGUGGCCGAGUUGGUGAUUGCUGAGAUUAUCUCUCUUGCCCGCCAGCUGGGCGAUCGCUCGAAUGAGCUUCACCGGGGCACUUGGAACAAGGUCAGCGCCAAGUGCUGGGAGGUGCGUGGCAAGACGCUGGGUAUUGUUGGGUAUGGGCAUAUUGGCUCGCAGCUGUCUGUGUUGGCGGAGGCGAUGGGGAUGAAUGUCAUUUACUAUGACGUGGUCAGCUUGAUGGCGAUUGGUACCGCGAGGCAGGUGCCUACGCUGGAGGCGCUGCUUGGGGAGGCGGAUUUUGUCACGCUGCAUGUGCCCGAGACUCCGGAGACGAAGAACAUGCUGGGGGCGAAGCAGUUUGAGCAGAUGAAGAAUGGGUCUUAUCUUAUCAAUGCCAGCCGUGGGACGGUGGUUGAUAUCCCGGCGCUGAUCAAGGCUAUGAGGGCGGGCAAGGUUGCUGGUGCGGCGCUGGAUGUCUAUCCUAAUGAGCCGGCUGGGAAUGGGGAUUACUUCACCACCGACCUGAACCCGUGGGCGGAGGAGCUCCGCGGUCUCAACAACAUUAUUUUGACUCCUCAUAUCGGUGGUAGCACGGAGGAGGCGCAGAGGGCGAUUGGUAUUGAGGUUGCGGAUGCGCUCGUGAGGUACAUCAACCAGGGUGUCACCCUUGGGAGCGUCAACCUGCCCGAGGUCAACAUGCGCCAGCUUACCCUCGACGAGAGCAACCACGCGCGCAUCAUCUACAUCCAUCGCAACGUGCCCGGUGUGCUGCGCAGAGUGAACGAGAUCUUGGGCGACCACAACGUCGACAAGCAGAUUUCGGACUCCAAGGGCGACAUUGCUUACCUCAUGGCCGAUGUUAGCGACGUCCGGCCGGAGGAUAUCAAGGACAUUCGGGACAGCUUGGACGGACUCAGCUCACGCAUUCUUACCCGGGUUCUGUAUUAGAUAUAUAGAUAGGGUGUGUGUGUGUUUUCUGAGGGAAUGGGUUUAUCUGGUUUGUUUAUAAUGGGUGGAUAUUUUGGUGUUUUGUAUGUGUGUGAUGUGAUAUUUUUUUGGACAUUUUCUUUUGUUUGCUUUGUUGACGGAGUCAGUGAUGGGAGAGCAAGAACAAAAAGCAUUUCAACAUGGAGCAAGGAAAAAUUAUAUCAUCAUAUGAGGGGAUAGGGGGGGUGGCGGUUUGGUAUAUCAAAAUGAUGGGUUCAACAAAAUAGGGGAUCAGAGAUCAAGAAUAACAUGACUUUUGAUAUUCAC
Messenger RNA from Podospora bellae-mahoneyi, 1978 nucleotides. It is a transcript of the gene SER33, whose product is annotated as D-3-phosphoglycerate dehydrogenase 2. The record is from RefSeq and is a predicted model, not a curated record. NCBI's taxonomy places the organism in Eukaryota, Fungi, Ascomycota, Sordariomycetes, Sordariales, Podosporaceae. The coding region runs from base 266 to 1672 and encodes 468 amino acids. The transcript is spliced from 2 exons. Gene Ontology annotation, molecular function: NAD binding; oxidoreductase activity, acting on the CH-OH group of donors, NAD or NADP as acceptor.